GUUUUUUGUUUUCAUUUAUAAGUUUCUCCAUAUAUCUUGUUUGAUAUUAUGUCUCUUUCCCUACAAGAAUUCAUUCCAUUGGCUACCUAGGUACGUACUUAUUUUGGUUGGCUUGCGAGUGGCCUAGUGGCUUGCGAGCCCCCAAAACUUCACUGAAACAUGUGUAGGGAGGCCUGUUGGUUGUGUUGUGUCAGACACUUCGUAAGCAUAAGCAGUUUUGCCUUUAUCAACGUGAAUCUAUUGUUGUCAACCUUCAUAUAUAACACACAGAGUGAGAAUGUUGCUUUUUAUCACUCUUUGGUUGCUAUGGUGCGAGUUUACAAUUGAACAGUUACCGCUAUCUCGUACUGCAGAGCAUCUUUGAGCAGCUUUUGGCCUAGCCCCUUUUGGCUUCAAAACUCAAGCGACUUUCCUUGAUUUCAAGCUUCCACCUAACACAGUUUUUCCUAUUACCGUCCCUCCAGAAGUUUUCUCAGACUCUUUCAUCAACUAUUGUUUUGCUUGUGGUCUGAUAGUGGGGCUCUUAUAAGGUUUACUUUUGCCCCACUUCGUGAGCGUGUCGGCACGGGUAAUCUCUUCCAUCCGCGUCGAUCUAUCAACACCACAACCCCAACAUCAACAACUCAAGGCAGGCGCAAUCGUCGAAAUGGCAAUCUCAAUGCCACCCCAAGAUGCUGCUGAUAGCCAUCCUCAGGCUGUCGCCUCUAGCGAGCUAAGCGAGGUAAACAAGCCAGAGGUCGUUACAAGUGGACCAGCACCAGCUUGCACUAUCGCCCCUGCACCACCACUAAAGGAACCGACUGAAGAAAACCACUCCCUCGCACAAGAACGUAUUGAUCCUACUGCAGAGUUUGAGGGGGAGGUUGAGACCGAUAACAGGCUACCAACGCAAAAAGUUCUGAAGGAAAUCGAAGGAAUGGUUGUUUUGGACCAGCAUGGCAAGACAGUCCCAUUCAAAGACUUGUACAAUGGACCCAAUGUUGCGCGCAGAGUUCUGAUCAUCUUUGUCCGUCACUUCUUUUGCGGUGUAAGUUAAUUUUAAUCGUAAUCCAAUGCGCGUCUCCAAUACUAACUGAUCUCUAGAACUGUCAAGAAUACAUCCGAACUCUCACUUCCUCAGUCACUCCAACCGAACUCCUCCAACUUCCCACACCUACCUUUAUCGCUAUUGUCGGUUGCGGCGACCCAUCUUUGAUUGAAAUGUGGUACGAGCAAACAAAAUGCCCAUUCCCAUGCUACUCCGAUCCGAACUAUAAGCUAUACAACGCGCUAGGCAUGGCGAAGACAUUGAACCUCGGUCCUCGCCCAGAAUACCAGCGAAGAAGCCUGGCCACACUAAUGACAGGAGCAAUCGUCCAAAGUAUCAAGAAGAUGAAGGAUGGCAAAGUUUUGAAAGGUGGUAGUCUUCAGCAAGUAGGAGGAGAGUUUCUAUUCGAGCCGAUUAAUGCUGCCACACCAAUCAACAGUCCAGCAAUUGAUAAUAGUGACAAAGGAAAGCAGCUUGGCGAAUCUGGAGCGAACGGGGACGUAGGCCGUGGAGGUUAUUUGGAGGAGAAGCGGGUGGCCUGGUGCCAUCGUAUGAGAACCACCAGAGAUCAUGCGGAGAUCCCUGAGAUACGCGAGGUCCUUGGCCUAUCUGGUCAAGGUGUCCCCGGUAAGGACGCUAAACGCUGGAGUAGAGCACUCAUUGAGCGCAAGGGAACUGGUCUCGGUGCCAUGAGCAGCUCAAGCAGUGCGAGCAGCAGCAAAGCUGGCAAACCAAGUGCUGAUACGACUAACGAGGGAUGAAUCAUGCUUUUGUAGUUGGGUCGCUACGAUACCUGGAGUACAGGAGUUGAACCGGAAAAUUUGACGCCAGGGAUAGGCAUUUGGAGCACU
Messenger RNA from Hymenoscyphus albidus, 1878 nucleotides. Lineage: Eukaryota; Fungi; Ascomycota; Leotiomycetes; Helotiales; Helotiaceae. The record is from the annotation of a GenBank genome assembly.